Cotesia congregata is the source of this 3492-nucleotide messenger RNA. Lineage: Eukaryota; Metazoa; Arthropoda; Insecta; Hymenoptera; Braconidae. The record is from the annotation of a GenBank genome assembly.
AUGGUGAAGAAAUGUGCAGUUAAAAAUUGUAUGAGUGGCAGUAUAGCAGAAUGAAAAAUGAAGUUGAAGCAAAAUAAUCGUCCAACGGCUUUAUUUCAAGUACCAAAGUGUCCGAGCAUGUUGCAAAAAUGGAAUUUGGCAUUGUCACAGCAACUUCUUCCUAAAAACUUCUUUUAUGAAUUGCAUUUUAAAGAGGAAGAUAUUCAUAAAAAAUUUGACAGAAUAAUUUUGCCUAAUGGUGAUAUUUACGACUUAUCAAAAGCCAGAUUUGAUUUAAAAGUAGGUGCGAUUCCAGUGAUAGUAAAUAAUACUACUGACGUUAGUAUGUUACAAUGCUCGGAAAAUACUAAUAUUUCUAUGCAUGUAAACUCGGAGCAGAUAAUUGUAGACGAAGAAGAUAUUACUAUAGCUGAAGAUCAACAGUAUGAAAAAAAUGAUGUAAGCAACAAUUUGUCCGAGUCUAGCGAACAGAUUUCUAGUUCAAGAAUUAUUGACGGAAUAACUGCAGAUCCAAAUUGUAUCGAGGCUGCAGAACUCGCAGGACAAACCAGCUCUGAUGAAAAUAUUUUUCAGGCACCUACUAUUGACAAUCCUGAAACUUUUUCAUUAUCUGCCAUAGUACAAGCACUUGAAGACCGAGGUGUACUUCAAAAUUGGUGUUGGCCAAAACAAUUAGAACCACAAAAAGUAUUAAUUCUGUAUUAUGUCGAUAUUAUUUUAAAGCAGGUAAAAUUAGAAAUUAAGAUUAGUCGGGAUUUAACACUUCAGAUAACUGUUAUUAAAACUGGAGUCUCUGUAAAUUUAGAUAAUCCAUUAACAUCAACAAAAAAUUUUUGGAAAAUGCUACAAGAUAUAGAAAAAUCUCAGUUUUGUACCGGUGCUGGAGUUAACAAUAGAAGAUGCUCAGCUACCUGUGAUGGCAUUUUAAAAUCACCUGAUAAGUAUAAAAGAUAUCGGAAAAUAAAUAGGUGUCUUGCUUGUCGUAAAUUACGAAAAAGAUUACUCCAAGUGUCUAUAAAGAGAAAAAAUGAUUUAAAUAAUCGUUUUAUCACGAUUAAACGAAAGUUAAAUUCAAAGCAAAAGCGUGUACAUCGUUUGCAGCAGAAGAAGACUUAUCGCUGUGCUAUGACCAAAGAAAAUAUUAUUGAAGAAGAAAUAGCUGACUUGCCAGAAGCUCAAAAACAAGCUGUUCGUGCUUGCUUUCAAGCUGCUAAGGCCAAAAAUGCAAAGCAACGCCAGUAUACUAUAGAGUGGGUAUACGAAUGCCUUAUGAUAAGAAUUAAAGGUCCUUCGGUUUAUGAAAAACUACGUCAACGUGAAAUAUUACCUUUGCCUUCCAAAGAUACACUUAACAGAUACAUUAAUAAACUUGAUAGCGCUUUUGGUUUUCCAAAAGCAAUUUUUGAUACUCUUCGUUUAAAAGCCUCUCGAAUGGAAAAUUGGGCGAAAAGGGGUACUUUAUUAAUUGAUGAAAUAGCCUUAAGUGAAGCUGUCAAGUUGAACACUAAAACUAUGGAGUUCAAUGGCUUUGUAAAUUUAGGUGAUUACACACCACAAAAAUUGGUUAAUGAGAGAGCUGACCAUGCACUUGUUUUCAUGUAUCAACCCUUCCGUGGUUCUUGGGUUCAAGUUUUAGGGUAUUUCUUGAGUAAAACUGCAGUGACGAAAGAUAUUCUGCAUAAGUUAAUUAUAGAAUGUAUCAUUCAGUUAGAAAAUGCUGGUAUGAAAGUAGAUGUUGUUACCUCUGAUGGUGCUCAAUGGAAUCGUGGAGCCUGGCAAAUUUUUGGUAUCUCCGACCAAAAAUGUAGUUGUACUCAUCCUUAUGAUACAACUAGACAACUGUGGUUUAUGUCCGACUUUCCUCAUCUGUUGAAAUGCUUUCGCACAAAAAUUCUUGAAGGGUCAUCAUUUUGGACUCCAGAUGGUAUGGUACAAAAGAAACACUGGGAAGUUUUAUUGCAACAUGAGCUUCACUAUAGACCUAAUUUGAAGGUAUCGUACAAAUUGACACCUCAGCAUCUAAACCCCGAAGGGUAUCAAAAAAUGAAUGUUCGUUUAGCAGAAGAGCUAUUUUCUAAGCAACUAAGAGUAGCUAUGGUGGCUUGGCAAAAUGAAUGCAUUGAGUUGAGAGAUUGUGGACCAACUGUUAGGUUCAUGGAAAGAGUGGAUAAUCUGAUUAAAGCUAUGUCUUCUCGUACCCCGGAAACCGGUGUACAACCCAAGGAAGAAUGCCCGAAGAGAAAGCAGGUUAUUGUUGGAUUCCUCGAUUAUUUAAGAGAGUGGGAAGCUAAAGCUAUUGAAGAAAACAAUCGACGUAAGCAACUGAUAAGAGAAAGUAAGAGACAAAAGAUAGACCACAAUGAUGAACCUGGAAUAAAUUAUCUUGCUAUUACUAAAAGUACUUUAACUGGGUUAAAGAUCACUUUAGCUGGAACGAUUGAACUACUGGACUUUUUACACGUGCAAUGUAAUUUUGAUUAUUUAAUGACUGCUCGACUCAAUCAAGACAAACUUGAACAAUUUUUUGGAAUUGUCAGAAGCGCCUGUGGAUGUAAUGAACACCCAGAUCCUAUUAUAUUUGGACAGGUGUUUCGAUUACUAUGUUCUUACUCAUUAGUAACACCACCGAAAGGAUCUAACGUAACUUUAGUUGAAUUGUUACAGUCAUUGAUGGAAACGCGGGAGUCACUGAGGCUAAGCAAAGAUAAAAAAGUGAAAUGGCUUGAAAAAAUUGAUUCUAUAAUCGAUAGUGGAUUUACAGAAGAUGAGAGAAAUGUUAACAAAAAUAGUGUUGCAGCUGAACCUUUCGAGAAUUUACUUAAUGACUUAAGUGAAGAUGAUGUUGAUGAAGACUUAAAUUAUGAUGCUGUAUCAAAUUCGCGUUGUAAUGAUUAUAGUUCUAAAACAAGUGUAGCAAAUAAACCUUUCGAGAGCUUAAUUGAUGAAUCAAGUGAAGACGAUAAUAAUAACCUUGUUUCUAACUCAGCUAACACGAUUAAACCGUGUUCUAAUGAUCCCCAUGAGGAUCAUGAUUAUGAUGUCGCUCAAACCAGUGAAUACGUCAUUGCCUAUAUAGCUGGUUACGUUACCCGAAAAAUGCACCGAUUUUCUCGGUGUGAAAACUAUCUCAAAAGUCUUGAGUCCGAGACAUCAUCUGAUAGAGAUAGAGUUAUCGACUUAAUGAGUGAACACUGCAAACGUCCAAGUGAUAAUUUAUUUCUUCUCAUCCAGAAAUUAGAAAAUACUGUUUUAAGUGUUGUCGGGACUAAAACUGUAAAAAUCGAUACGAUGAAUCAAAUUGUUGAUAAAAUUUCAACAGAGAAAUCAUUACCUUUCUUAGGAUGCGACGAACAUCAAUCAAUUUUGAUGAAAAAAAUUUUAAGUUAUUUUAUUACGAUUAGAGGCCACUUUUUAGCAAGCAAUAUUAAUAAAAACUAUAACGAAAAAAAAAUGAAAAAUAAAAAGUUACGAAAAAUUUCGAAGAUAGUGUAA